UCAAGGGCGAGGGUUGAAGAGAACAAGAAAGAGAGACAUGAAAUUGGCCACGUCCAAUGCCACGUCACUUUCAAGUUUUAAGAAACGGCCGUUGAGUGGAGUUCUCAGAGAGGAGAGGCGAAGCGCACCACCCAUUCGUCCAUCAUCUCAACACUCCAUCCAUUCUUCUUAACAUCGCAACCGGAUAGACUUACUUUUUUCAGAAAUUAUCGACGCCGUUUUUUUUUGUAUUUUUUGUAUUUUCGCACGCACACACUUUUACUUGGAUGCCUAUCAAUUAUGUACUGCUUGUCAGCAGACAGGGCAAGACCCGACUUGCAAAAUGGUUCACGACGCUCAGUCCAAAGGAAAAGACCAAAACCGUCAAGGAUGUCACACAGCUCGUCCUCGCACGGCGGACGAAAAUGUGUAACUUUUUAGAGUAUAAAGAUACGAAGGUCAUUUAUCGAAGAUACGCCAGUCUAUACUUCAUCACAGGCGUUGGGCCGCAGGAUAAUGAGCUGUUGACACUGGAGGUCAUACACAGAUACGUUGAGGUCCUUGACCGGUACUUUGGAAAUGUUUGCGAGCUUGACCUGAUUUUCAACUUCCAACGGGCAUAUUUCAUACUGGAUGAGCUAUUGAUUGCUGGAGAGAUGCAAGAGUCGAGCAAAGUUACGGUUCUGCAGGCGAUUCAUGACCAGGACGCGACUGAAGUAGAAGAAGCCAACGAGGAAAAAGUUAAGCACACCCCGCGAUUUUGAAGCUCAUAACGAAUAGAAGACAAGAGUAAUAAUAAAAGAAC
Gamsiella multidivaricata is the source of this 784-nucleotide messenger RNA. Its product is annotated as AP complex, mu/sigma subunit. Gene Ontology annotation, biological process: intracellular protein transport; vesicle-mediated transport. The record is from RefSeq and is a predicted model, not a curated record. Gene Ontology annotation, cellular component: intracellular membrane-bounded organelle; AP-1 adaptor complex; membrane coat. Lineage: Eukaryota; Fungi; Mortierellomycota; Mortierellomycetes; Mortierellales; Mortierellaceae. The coding region runs from base 267 to 743 and encodes 158 amino acids. Gene Ontology annotation, molecular function: clathrin-cargo adaptor activity. The transcript is spliced from 5 exons.